Pundamilia nyererei is the source of this 664-nucleotide messenger RNA. RefSeq names its product dual specificity phosphatase 28 (gene dusp28). The transcript has 3 exons. Bases 259 to 624 code for a protein of 121 amino acids. The record is from RefSeq and is a predicted model, not a curated record. Gene Ontology annotation, cellular component: cytoplasm. Gene Ontology annotation, biological process: protein dephosphorylation. Gene Ontology annotation, molecular function: MAP kinase tyrosine/serine/threonine phosphatase activity. Lineage: Eukaryota; Metazoa; Chordata; Actinopteri; Cichliformes; Cichlidae.
CAGCGUUGUGGUGUGUGCGCUGUUCUGUGUGCGGUGUCGGUGUGCGGGUCAGAACAGCUCCGGGUCAUCAUGAGGAGGCCUGAACAGACCGGAGCAGUCUGAGCUCUCCUGUCAGCACGAAGCGAACAUGGCGCGUCUUUAAAGCACAAACUGAGCGCGAAGGAGCCUGAAGAUCAGCCGCACGCACUAGUUACCUGUGAGCCUCACUGACAGUGUAAGGAAGCCCACGAGGGUCAGUUCUUCCACAGCCUGGGCAGGAUGUUGCAGCUGUGUAAAGUCACCAACGCUCUGUUCAUCAGUAACGCCCGCUCAGCCUGCAGCGACGAGCUCAUCCAGCAGGAGGCGGUGACGCUCUGCAUCAACGUGUCCAAGCAGCAGCCGUUUCCCUCCAGCAGCAUCACCAAGCUGCAGAUACCCAUCUACGACGACCCCAACGAGGACCUGUACAGCCACUUUGACCGCUGUGCCGACGCCAUCCAGAAGGAGGCGAACCGCGGCGGACGCAGCGUCGUCUACUGUAAGAACGGACGCAGCCGCUCGGCCACGAUCUGCAUCGCCUACCUGAUGAAGCACCGCAAACUGUCCCUGACAGACGCCUUACAGACCCCGAGCUCCUCCUGCUGACUGUGAGGCAGAUUAUAAAUGUGACACUUUGUUUAUUGGA